CCUCAGACCAUGUUUAUUUUACUUUAUGCCCCCUGUCAGGUCUCCUCCAUGGGCGACAAGGGAACGAGCAAUCACUCAGAAGCCACUGACUUCAUCCUUGUCGGUUUCAAGGUGCGCCCUGAGCUCCACACCCUCCUCUUCCUGCUCUUUCUGCUUGUGUAUACCACGAUCCUUCUAGGGAACAGCGGCAUGAUGUUCAUUACCAUGUGUGAUUCCAGGCUGAACACACCAAUGUACUUCUUCCUAGGCAACCUGUCCUUCAUCGAUCUCUCCUAUUCGUCUGUCAUUGCACCAAAGGCGAUGAGCAACUUCUGGUCUGAGAGCAAGUCCAUCUCCUUUGCAGGCUGUGUGGCCCAAAUCUUUCUCUUUGCACUCUUCAUUGUGGCAGAAGGAUUCCUCCUGGCAGCCAUGGCUUAUGACCGAUUCAUUGCCAUCUGCAACCCACUCCUUUACUCUGUCCACAUGUCAACUCGCCUCUGCACUCAGCUGGUGGCAGGCUCCUAUUUUUGUGGCUGUAUCACCUCUGUUCUCCAGACCAGCAUGACAUUUACUUUAUCCUUUUGUGCUUCUCGGGCCAUUGACCACUUUUACUGUGAUAGUCGCCCACUUCAGAGACUCUCUUGUUCUGAUCUCUUCGUCCAUAAAGUCAUAUCCUUUUUUUUAGCCAGCAUCAUUAUCUUACCUACUAUCAUAGUCAUUCUUGUUUCUUACGUGUACAUUGUAUCCACUGUUCUGAAGAUUCGCUCCACAGAGGGACGAAAGAAAGCGUUCUCCACGUGCAGCUCUCACCUGGGCGUUGUGAGUGUGCUGUACGGUGCAGUCUUUUUCAUGUACCUUACCCCUAACCGAUUUCCUGAACUGAGUAAGCUGGCCUCCUUAUGCUACUCCCUGAUCACACCUAUGUUGAAUCCUUUGAUUUACUCCCUGAGAAACAAAGAUGUUAAGGAAGCUCUAAAAAAGCUUCUAGAGAAGAGAACUACAUUUCAUUGA
Molecule: messenger RNA, 990 nt
Organism: Nannospalax galili (Upper Galilee mountains blind mole rat)
Lineage: Eukaryota; Metazoa; Chordata; Mammalia; Rodentia; Spalacidae
Product: olfactory receptor 9K2-like
Exons: 1
Coding region: 10-990 (326 amino acids)
Biological process (GO): G protein-coupled receptor signaling pathway
Cellular component (GO): membrane
Molecular function (GO): olfactory receptor activity; G protein-coupled receptor activity; odorant binding
Source: RefSeq, a predicted model, not a curated record